CAGCACGAAUGGAGGAACAUUGUCUCUUCUAUCUUGCAGCACUAGCCAUUUUCAUACUCAUGCUUGUGAUGACCUUCUUUAUCUCCUCCCUCCUGCAGACACCGCCGCGGCGGCACAAAACUGCCUCCCUCCCCCUGCCGCCUGGCCUGCAGCCUCUCUCCGUCCUCGGCACAUUUUUCGCGCUCUUCCGUCGAUCGGAAUUCGACGUCGAGCCCCUCCUCCGCCGCCUGCACAGCCGGCACGGCCCGGUCGUCAGCUUCCGCCUGCUGUCGUUCCCCCGCCCGCCCAUCUUCGUCUCCGACCGCGUGCUCGCCCACCGCGCCCUCGUCGGGCGCGGCGCCACGUUCGCCGACCGCCCUUCCGCCAUCGACCCCGGCCUCAUCAUCUCCAGCAACCGCCACAACGUCACCGGCGCCCCCUACGGCCCCGUCUGGCGCGCCCUCCGCCGCAACCUCGCCACGAAGGUGCUGCACCCCUCGCAGCUCCGCGUCUACUCCCCCGCGCGGCGACAGGUCCUCGACGUGCUCCUAAAAGAUCUUGAAACCAAAUCGAGCGGCGGUGCAGCUGCCGUCGUCGUCAUGGAGAGCUUCCGGUUCGCUGUGUUCAGCCUGCUCGCAUUCAUGUGCUUCGGCGAGCGGCUCGACGAUGAGAAGAUACGCCGGAUCGCGUCCUUGCAGAGGGAGCUCCUCAGCAACUUCGUCAGCUUCAGCGUCUUCGCCGUGUAUCCGAAGAUCACCAAGCUGCUUUUCCGGAGCCGGUGGAAGAAGCUUUUGGACUUUCGGAGUAAGCAGGAGGAGACGUACGUUCCGCUGAUCGAUGCGCGGAGGAAUCUGCUGCUGCGGCGGCAGCGGUCGGAAGACGGAUUCGUUUAUUCGUACGUCGACUCGCUGGUCGAUCUUGAAAUUCCGGAGGACGGCGGAAGGAAGCUGAAGGACGGUGAGAUCGUCAGCCUUUGCUCCGAGUUUCUGAGCGCCGGCACCGACACGACCGCCACCGCGCUGCAGUGGAUCAUGGCCAACCUCGUAAAGCGGCCGGACAUUCAGACGAAACUGUACGAAGAAAUCGAACGUGUGGUCGAGAAGGACGCUGUGGUGCGAGAGGAGGAUCUGCAGUGGAUGCCGUAUCUGAAAGCGGUGGUGCUGGAGGGGCUGCGGCGGCACCCGCCGGGGCACUUUGUGCUGCCGCACACGGUGACGGAGGAGGUGGAAUUCGAGGGGUAUCGGAUUCCGAAGGGCGCGGUGGUGACUUUUUCGGUGGCGGAGAUAGGGUGGGACGGGGCGGUGUGGACGGAACCGAUGGAGUUUCGACCUGAAAGGUUUCUGGAAGGCGGGGAGGGGGAGGGGGUGGACAUAACGGGGGUUCAGGAGAUCAGGAUGAUGCCGUUCGGGGUGGGGCGGAGGAUUUGCCCCGCGAUGGGGCUCGCGCUGCUCCACCUCGAAUACUUUGUUGCGAAUUUGGUGAAGGAGUUCGAGUGGAUGCCGGCAGCGGAUGGGGAGGAGAUCGACCUGACGGAGAAGGUCGAGUUCACCGUCGUCAUGAAGACGCCGCUCAAAGCGAGAAUCGUGCCCAGAAAGAGAACUUGA
Molecule: messenger RNA, 1583 nt
Organism: Ananas comosus (pineapple)
Lineage: Eukaryota; Viridiplantae; Streptophyta; Magnoliopsida; Poales; Bromeliaceae
Product: cytochrome P450 89A2-like
Exons: 1
Coding region: 9-1583 (524 amino acids)
Cellular component (GO): membrane
Molecular function (GO): oxidoreductase activity, acting on paired donors, with incorporation or reduction of molecular oxygen, NAD(P)H as one donor, and incorporation of one atom of oxygen; heme binding; iron ion binding
Source: RefSeq, a predicted model, not a curated record